UUCGGGUCGCGAUAAGCCCUCGUCCCCAAAACAAACACCAACAACCAUGACCCAAUUCUACAUCCGUCUCCAAGAAGGAAUCUGCGGCGGCAUCAAGCCCGCAACACCCCGUCUUUUGCUCGAAAUCACCUCUCCCGGCGAGGGUGCACCAUCCAUCAAGAGUUCGGAGAGGAAGCAGGGGACGAAGGUGUUUAAGGAGCAGUCUGCCGAAGUUUCUGCUGAGCAGAUUAAUGGCCUCGCGUCCGAGCUGAAGGAGGUCCUUGCGGGACUACCGACGGAGAAGCCAAGAGGUGCAGAGGAUAUCUACGGUCUUGAUACCAGUAUCUUCUUCGGCUCAGAUGAAUUGGAGUGGAGAAAUGGUGGCCCAGAAGGAUGCACACCAGGCCUCUACGAAUCUGACAUCCAGCCCACUGCUGCACAGAAGGCGAAGUUCAAGGAUUUGGUGGAGAAGAUCAAGGCGAUUGCCAGUUCGAGCUUGCAGUAA
Saitoella complicata NRRL Y-17804 is the source of this 484-nucleotide messenger RNA. RefSeq lists its product as uncharacterized. The transcript has 3 exons. The record is from RefSeq and is a predicted model, not a curated record. Lineage: Eukaryota; Fungi; Ascomycota; Saitoellomycetes; Saitoellales; Saitoellaceae. The coding region runs from base 47 to 484 and encodes 145 amino acids.